CGGAGGGAGUAGAGGGGCUGUGGCUGCGGGCUGGCCCGGGAGGCCGUUACACUGGCAGCGGGGGAGGGGCUGGUGGGCCCUCUCCCUGGUUUUCACUCCCGCAGCCCCGCCCGGCCCCGGCCGCGCUGAGGUGAGUGGAGAAGGAGAAGGAGAAGGAGGAUAAAUGGGUGUGCAUGACCUUUACCUGAAGUAAAGCAGUUCCAUGUCUUGUUUGGAUUGUUCCUGUAUUCUGCGGACAACAGUUGAAUCAAUCAGACAAGAAAAGCAAUCAGAAAAUAGCAUCCAUCAAUACUUGGCAGAUGAACCCGAGUUAUCCUGGAUUCAUCCAUAUGGAAGAGAUGAAACGGUACUUUGUUCUUCUGACAUCUCCCAUUAUGAACUCCAGGUGGAAAUAGGAAGAGGAUUCAACAAUUUAACUUCGAUCUACCUUGCCCGACACACGCCUACAGGAAUGCUUGUGGCUGUAAGGAUCACAGACUUAGAAAGCUGCUCUGAAGAACAUUUGAAAGCUUUACAGAAUGAGGUGGUGCUAUCCCACUUUUUCCAGCACCCCAACAUACUGACACUUUGGACAGUGUUUACUACUGGCAGCUGGCUUUGGGUCAUCUCUCCGUUCAUGGCCUACAAUUCAGCUAGUCACCUACUGAGGACUUACUUCCCUGAAGGAAUGAGUGAAGCUUUGAUAGGAAACAUUCUGUUUGGUGCAGUUAGAGGGUUAAAUUAUAUGCACCAAAAUGGCUACAUUCACAGGAAUAUGAAAGCUAGCCACAUUCUGAUUUCAGGGGAUGGUCUGGUUUCUCUGUCUGGCUUAAAUCAUCUCUACAGUUUAGUUAACAAUGGACAGAGGUCAAAGGUUGUGUAUGAUUUUCCCCAUUUUAGUACUUCAGUACUUCCUUGGCUGAGUCCUGAGCUACUAAGACAGGAUUUGUAUGGGUAUAAUGUGAAGUCUGACAUUUACAGUGUGGGGAUAACAGCAUGUGAAUUAGCCAAUGGAUAUGUACCAUUUCAGGAUAUACCUCGUGCAAAGAUGCUGCUGCAUAAGCUGAAAGGUCCCACUUAUUGUCCCUGGGAUAUAAAUACCUUCCCAUGUGGGGAAUCCAGAAUGAAGAAUUCACAGUCAGGUGUGGAUUCUGGAAUUGGUGAAAGCAUGACGCACACAAUGACUAGUGAGAGAUUGCAAACUCCCUCCUCAAAAACAUUUUCCCCUGCUUUUCACAACUUGGUAGAACUCUGUUUGCAACAGGACCCCGAGAAAAGGCCAUCAGCAAGCAGUUUGCUGUCACACACUUUCUUCAAACAGAACUUCUACUUGAAGACUACUGCAAUCAAAUGCCAUCCUGAAUUUCCAAGUACUGCGUCACUACGUUCAGGUUCAUAUCGAGCCUCUCUGUGGCCUUCAACUGGACUGUUAACCCCAGUAUCGUGGUACCAGCUCUUUUACUGCAUUGCCCUCAAAGGCAUUUUUGGCCUUUAUAAAUGAUUUUAUUAAAUCUAUUUCUAUAUGUGCAAAUGCCAGAGCUCAUGCCUCUCCUCACCUGAACUGCUUUUUGUUCCACUGACACAUGAUAGAUAUCUUACGUUUUAAGACUCUAUCCUCUAGGUUUUAUAUAACCAGCCAGAGUCAUUUGGGCAGCUUAAUACUGUUGUCUAGAGAAGUCUAUACAUUUUGCAACUAACAUUCACUCUUCGAGAGUAGCAAUAGUCUUUAAUAGCAUCUGCCUAAAUACAGAAUUGUACUUUGGAUACCUCACUCUCUGCUUUAUUGCAUCACACUUCCAAUUACCAAAGGAGUUACCGUAAUGCAGAGUUGGUGCUUCUGAAAUAUCCCUUUAGUGUAUGUUAAUAACUAAAGAAUAUAUAACUAGGUAAAAGUAAGUUACUUAUAAUGUAGUAUUAAGGGCUUAUAAAUCGUUUCACCCGAACUGUGCAAAUUUUCUUUAAAGAACUUGCCAUUCUACCACAUUGCAGAAGCACAAGCUAAUGCGUGCCGGGGCCAUUGUUGUGUACCACUAUUAUUGCUGGCUAUGACCUAGUAACCCUGAGCCUCUUUCAAAUUUGGGUCUUCCAGUUUAACACACAGGACAGAUUCAGUCCUGGCAGAAGAGAAGAUACAACAUCCAUUUGCCAGCGUCUGAAGAAGAUCUCAGUGUUUUGGAUUAUUUUAAGACAUGGUAGGGUGGGAGAGACAAUUUUUGAAGUCUACAUCACCCAUUAGUAUGCACAUUCAAAAUAGACCACUGUAUGCAGAACAGAAAUAAGCAAGACUAUUUUAAAAAAAACCCCACCAACUUACCUUUAAGUCAUGGUUUAGCCAAGUUUUUAAUCCCAGAAAUACAAGACUAUUAAACCUGCUUCCUGACUAAAAUAAAAAAGUAUAUAAUUUUAAUUUAUAAUCUUAGCCAUCAAGUGAACAUGUUGAAGUGUAAUAAGAGAAUGGGCUUAUCCUGCUAUUAGUCAAAAAUCUCUCUCUCUGGUUUUGAGGGCUUUAUUUUUAAUUGUGGUAUAUCAUUUACAUAGAUCAUUUGUAAAUACUAGUACAAUACUUGUAAAAUAUAGGUCAAACCUAACUAAAUUGUAACAUUUCAAAAUAGGUGCACAGAUUUAUGUAUUAAAAACAUCUGUACUUCAAUUACAUACCUCUUAAAGAAGUAACUGACUGAUAGUGUUAUUUUAGAAAACAAGGAACAACUGAAAUUACUGCAGCUAUUUAAAUAUUUGACAAACUAUACUAUGCUAACCUGUGUAAGUCUUCCAUUGGAGAAAGAGUACCAUGCAUCAUUAACUGGAAUCAAAUGUUGUCCAUAAUUACAGGCCUAAACUGAGUUAUGCAUCCUAAUUGCUACAAAGGUGUUACUUGCUAUUUCAGUUUCUGUACGUGGAAAAUGAGUAAUUAAAAUAUCUAAGAAAGUUACUGAAUAAAAUAACUUCUAUAACCUUCAAAAUGAAAAAUCUUUAUUCAAAAAAUGUUAAAAUUGAGUACCAAUAAUUUAUUUGCUUCGUAUUUCUAAAACCAAAGCCAUGAAAAAACAUGAGUCUGUCCAUCUAAUUAUUCUUAUAAAGUAUUAGAAGUACUAUUUCAUCACAACACCGUGACCUGGAGGGAGGAAGUACUGAAUGCAUUUUGGUUAUCUAAAUUUUGGUAUCUAAAUGAUAAUGUUAAGUGGGAAAUAUCACUUAAAUACAUUGACAGACUAUUUUGGUUAAGUACUAUGAUAGCAAAAGUGUAUAAUCAUAUCAUUUUCCAUGUUCCAACUACCAGACUUUGGUAACAGAGAUCAAGGAAGUAAAACUUUGGUAUAUUCUGGCAGCCUGAGCCCACUCCUGUUGUUCUGAUUGAACAAGCCUUCCUAUACAACUGGUGUUUAAAGAAAUCCUAGAUACAUCUUGACUAUAUAUUUGAAAUUACUGGCUGCCGAAUUGUAUCCUUUCCCUAUUCCAAACUGUCAUGAAUGCUUAAAAGCAGA
Messenger RNA from Terrapene triunguis (Three-toed box turtle), 3464 nucleotides. RefSeq names its product STE20 related adaptor beta (gene STRADB). Gene Ontology annotation, biological process: protein phosphorylation. The transcript is spliced from 13 exons. The record is from RefSeq and is a predicted model, not a curated record. Bases 203 to 1480 code for a protein of 425 amino acids. NCBI's taxonomy places the organism in Eukaryota, Metazoa, Chordata, Testudines, Emydidae. Gene Ontology annotation, molecular function: protein serine/threonine kinase activator activity; ATP binding; protein kinase activity.